Molecule: messenger RNA, 579 nt
Organism: Opisthorchis viverrini
Lineage: Eukaryota; Metazoa; Platyhelminthes; Trematoda; Opisthorchiida; Opisthorchiidae
Exons: 5
Coding region: 1-579 (192 amino acids)
Source: RefSeq, a predicted model, not a curated record
AUGCCACCAAAAGGAAGCACGAGGACUGGGAUAAUACCAGAUUGCCCAAACCUAAAGAAAGGAAGUCGAGAGGCGGAGGUCGGUCAACGUAACAAGAUCAGACGUGUAGUGGAUAUUGAAUGUCCUGUUCCUGAUGAUGGACAACACGCGGACGGUGUUGGUUCAAAACUGCUUCAGUGGGGCGUUGAUGAUGGUGAGGACAAUGGUAUUGAUGGUGACGAUGAUGAAGAAGAUGCGGAUGAUGAUGAUGAUGAUGAUGAUGAUGAUGAUGAUGAUGAUGAUGAUGAUGAUGAUGAUGAUGAUGAUGAUGAUGAUGAUGAUGAUGAUGAUGGAGAGGAGCAGGACGGACGAGCUUAUUACAACUGCUCCACCAGCACACGUCUGAAAAGGUGCACAUGUUCACGCUUGAGUGAUGUGAGCGUAACACCCGAUGGCUUGGACGACGACCCAGUAACGUAUCUUGGUUUUAUCGGUCGAGUGGCCCGCCAGUCAGGACUUCCCGGUCAGGUAGCGCCACAAACGCUUGGAAUCUGCUGGACACAUCUUGUUUCAGGAGUUGUUGGUUGCGAGGUUUUGUAG